Molecule: messenger RNA, 1671 nt
Organism: Arabidopsis arenosa
Lineage: Eukaryota; Viridiplantae; Streptophyta; Magnoliopsida; Brassicales; Brassicaceae
Source: the annotation of a GenBank genome assembly
GACUCUCUUAACAAACCCUAAUUUUUUGACCUCUCUCAUGGCUUCCGCCACUUCCAAUAACUCUGCUUCUUCUUCUAUGUCUCCUCGUCGUAUGAGCGAGAAUCACGGCAGCCCUAUCGCUGCCGUAUCACAAUCGCCUCGCCGUCCUUCUCGGCAGGUUUCUUCUCCGUGGACUCAAAUCGUCCGCGGCGAAUCAGAGCCGACCGCCGCCGCCGCCGCUGCAGCUGGUCCUUCCUCUCCUCAAUCCAGGGCUCCGAUCGAGCCGAUUGCUUCUGUAUCCGUUGCUGCUCCACCUGCUUCUGUUUUGACGGUGGAGGCGGCGGCUGGAGAUGAGAAAUCGGAGGAAUCUGGUAAUGCGGGAAAGAAACCAGUUUGGAAAAGGCCGUCUAAUGGGGCUUCUGAGGUUGGACCUGUCAUGGGAGCUUCAUCGUGGCCUGCUCUUUCUGAGACCACCAAAGCUCCUUCGAACAAGUCUUCUUCUGAUUCGUUAAAAAGUCUCGGUGAUGUACCAUCAUCAUCAGCAUCAUCAUCUGUCCCCGUUUCUCAGGGAAUUGCAAAUGCUUCUGUUACUGCACCAAAGCAAGCUAGCCGUGCAAACCCUAAUCCAACUCAAAAUCACUCGCGCCAGAGAUCAUUUAAACGCAAUGGUGCCUCUGGAUCUGCUAAUGGUACUGUUUCUCAACCAUCAGCGCAGGGUUCAUUUGCCGAAUUGCCUUCGCACAACCCUUCUCCUAGAGGCCAAAACCAGAAGAAUGGCUUUGCGUCACACAACCAUGGUGGUAUUGAAAACCUAUCUCAACGAGACUCCAGCAGGAACCAAAACGGUAAUCAUCACCAAAGUCAUGGUGGCAGGCGCAAUCAGGAGCACGGGAAUCAAAAUUGGACUUUUCAAAGAAGCUUUAAUGGGAGAGAAGGAAAUGCACAAUCGCAAAGAGGUAUUCCAGCAUUUGUAAGACAUGCACCACCACAUGCGCAGCCAAUUCCUCCUCAGUUUAUGGCAGCUCAGCCUAUUCAGUCUUUUGGUGUGCCCUUUCCUGCUGAAUUGGCAUCGUCGGGGCCGUAUUAUCCCCAUAUGCCACCUUUCAUGACACCUCUUCCGCAUGGUCCGGUCUUCUACCAUGUUCAAGAUCCUCCACUACACAUGAAACUACAUAAUCAGAUACAAUAUUAUUUUAGUGAUGAUAAUUUGAUUUCAGACAUAUACCUUCGCGGGUGUAUGAAUGAACAGGGUUUUGUUCCGCUACGUGUGGUUGCUGGUUUCAAAAAGGUUGCAGAACUUACAGAUAGUAUCCAGCAAAUAUUGGAGGCUCUACAAAAUUCACCUUCUGUUGAAGUACAGGGUGAAUCAAUAAGGAAGCGCCAUAAUUGGCAAAAUUGGUUGCUUCCUAGAAUGACGAUCCCUGCAGUUUCUAGCCCCCAAUCUGGUGAUAGGGCAGAUGCUGUGGCAAAACGACUUGGAAACUUGUCGGUUGAUCAGAGCUCGGCUGAUCCCAUUGGUGGUUCGAGCAGUCAGUUGCAACCUACAGAAGCUCUUUCAGAUGAUCAGCAACAGUCUUCUGGUGCUGCUUCAGUGAGCAACCACAACAACGUCCCGGAUGGUGCAAACCGUUGAACCACCAAGUUUGGGGGCUGUUGGUUAGUGUUGGACAUGAAUAUAUUAUUUUGUCCUGC